UGUGUGCGCACCAACGUAUUCGUCUGUAUAUUCGUAUCUCAUUUGUAAUUAUAUCAAUUUUGUACAUAAAUAUAUACGUACAUAUUUAUGUAUUCCUGCAUGGAGUAUGCGUAAAUGUACGUGUAGGUACGCGCGCACACGAUCGUACAUAUGUAUUUGUUAUAUCUAUAAGUAAAUGUUUAUGUACACGUAUAACGUAUAUAUAGAUGCGCGCGCGUGUAUGCGUGUAUAUGUAUGCGUAUGUACAUAUAUGGAAAUAAUUUUUAUUUGUAUCGUGCAUGUGUUUAUAUGUUUAUACCUGUAUAUGUUGCGCGCGCGCGCGCUUAUACUUAUACUUACAAGUGUCGCGUGUGUCACCUAUAUGUAUGUAUAUGUGAAAGUGUAAUUAUAUGUAUAUAUGAAGAAAUACGUAUAUAAUAUGUAUAUAUACUUGUAUAUUUUACGUGUGAUUAUUAUAUAGUAAACCCAGAUCCAUGGAUCGCACGCGACGAAACGCGCUUUCGAUCACAACGACACGGAAAACUGAUCUAUCUGUACGCGUGUCCCGCUUUCUUAACCUACUCGACUGUACCACCGACGACGACGACGACGACGACGGCGAUGAGGACGACCGAAUGUCCCAACGACCAUACCACCGCUCCGCAGCAAUCAAUACGCAACAAUGGACCGGGACCAAUAAGCUCAGAGCUUUUCUUGACGUAGACGCACGCUCCGUUGCUACACUCUAUUCCCCCACCGCUUCUCAUGCUCUAAUAACAGAGCUUACCAUCAGAGGGCGUCAUAUCGAACAUCGCUGCGCCAAAGCAAAUCUAACCCCUGUCAUAGCAACUUUAAACCACUAAAUGAUUCAGUUUGUGGUAUUGUUAUUUAUUUUUAUACAUAAUAUUAAUAUUUUAUCUUGAAAUAAGAGAUCGAAUAUUCAAAUUACAUAUUUGUUUUGAAUAAUUAUUUUCGUAUUUUAAUCUUAUUCAUGAAU
Molecule: messenger RNA, 976 nt
Organism: Apis florea (little honeybee)
Lineage: Eukaryota; Metazoa; Arthropoda; Insecta; Hymenoptera; Apidae
Source: RefSeq, a predicted model, not a curated record